GUUAUGGUGAUAUUGACAAAACUAUAUAGUUCAUAAUAUUUUGAUCGCCAUUUCUGUUUAAAUACUUAUGUCCAAAUAGAUAUGUACAGUUCAGUAACGGACACUGCAAGCACCUUAAAGCGGGAUAAUCUAGAACUAAAAAAGGAACUCGCCACAGUUCAAAAUGAGAACCAUCUGCUUAAAGUUAACGUUCGAAAGCUAUUAAGCGAACUUAAUAAACGAGAUCGACAGAUAGAAACAUUGAUUGACCCAAGCAAGUCGAAGUCUAUUAAGAAAAUAUUAUCCGAGAAGGGGGCAUCGAUGAUCAUAGCGUUGCGAAAUCGCAUCCAAAAGCUUGAAAAGGUUGUGACCGAGAGAGAUUGCACAAUACGUCGUCUGCAAAACGAUUUGCAAACUAAGAAAUUGUAUACAUUCAAAUCUGCAGAAAGAAAAAGACAUGGAUAUUCAUCGACCAAGUCUACCUCUGUUCCUUUUGCCGAUAUAUGCGACCUGGCAGACUUUUUUAGUCCGUUGCAGAACGAAAUUGACAAGUCAAUUGUCAAAAAAAGUAGCGGACGUUCAUUGUCGGCCAGUAGGAUACAGUCUUGCAAGAAAGAUGACUAUGGUUUAUCUAACAGCAAUAAUCUUGUGUCCAUGACUGAUAAUUUCAAAGAUAGUUUACAUUCAACACCAGUGUGUUGCAAUAUCCUCGAAAGUCCUCGAAGAGAUUUGAAGAGGUGCGAACUGCAAUGUGACACGCCUCACCCAGAGAUUCAACAGCUACAGAACUACUUUAUGGAAAUUUUGGGCGAAGUCGAUCAUCUUAAAGUCACCAUCGCGAAACUAAAAAACGAUCCAAAGAAAACCGUCACAACUUUGAUAGAGAACGAGUAAACACUACAAAAUUAGCUUAAAUUUAUGUAGGCAUUAGUGCAAACAUCUUGCAAAAGGAAACAAAGUAAUGCAUAUUGUUUGUAGUUGCAGUUGGUAACAUAAGAAACUUAAUUUCAAUAGGAAGUAUUUAUCAUCAUGUGUUUGAUGUAACAAACUUUUUUAUAGGCGGAAAAGUAGUGUGAAUUACAAGAGAGAUAAUUUGUUGCCAUAAUCGAACACUCUGUACCUUAUAUGUAAUGUAUUUGGUUUCUAAUUUAAACAUCGAGAUGUUAACAUGUAUACAAUGACCCUAUUAAUACCAAUGCAUUUCAUCAAUGUCAUAAUCAGCCCUGUGAUGUGUCAGUAGCGUUAAACUUAACGUGCAGGUCAUUAGCCAAAAAAUGUUAUUUUGCAUUAUUUAUGGCCGUCACCAACAAACUUAAGCGGAGCCUAGCUUAAAAUCCAUGACAACCAUUGUCGCAAUAAUCGUUGCCAUGGAUUUUAAGCUACUCUGCUUAAAUUUGUGGGUGCAAACGGCCAUGAAUAACGUUUUUUUACUGAUAACCUACACGUUAAGUUUAA
This is a messenger RNA of Photinus pyralis (common eastern firefly), 1434 nucleotides long. RefSeq names its product sperm flagellar protein 1-like. Gene Ontology annotation, molecular function: microtubule binding. Gene Ontology annotation, cellular component: axoneme. Gene Ontology annotation, biological process: regulation of cytoskeleton organization. The transcript is spliced from 5 exons. Bases 82 to 873 code for a protein of 263 amino acids. NCBI's taxonomy places the organism in Eukaryota, Metazoa, Arthropoda, Insecta, Coleoptera, Lampyridae. The record is from RefSeq and is a predicted model, not a curated record.